ACCUUCAAAGCUCCCGCGCUCGCCCCUCCCCCGGACUCUGACGCCUUCUCAUUGAUACUAAGCGCGAUUUCGGGAUGCGCAGUUGUCUCGCAGUACAGUGAGAUGGCUUUGCAUCCAGGCUUGACGGAAGGCUAGCCGACUGGGAGGGGCGUGAUGUAUGUUCCAAUUUGCCGCCAUCGCGGUGAGGCUGGUGCUAGACCGAGAGCAGCGGCCGCUCGUUUCGAGAAGCCUACUAAAAAGCUACAAAAAGAUGUCCCUUCCCCGACUCAACAAGUCUCCUCUCUUCCCAUCACGCUUCGUCUCCAGCUCUCGGACCCUCUACUACUUCAUUACUCACCCCUUGUACUGCUUCAUCACCCACCUCUUAGAACCCUGCUUUAAUCCUUUGUACUCGUCCAUUUUCAUCAAGCGACCAUGGCCCGCUCACUCAACGUCCUACUCCUGUGCGCCCUAGUGGCCGCAGUGCUCGCCGUCACCUCGGCCAACGCCGCCCAAUCUGGCAGCCUACGUGCGGUAGCCCGCGAACACCCUCCUUACCGAAGGCAGCACCCUCAUCCUCAUCCCCACCCUCAGCCUUCUCAGAUGUCCGCCUCGUCGGUGACGGCCUCCUCCUCCUCGAGCACUCCCAAGAGCGACACCGGCAGCAACGAAUCUGACUCCUCGACCGCAGCCGCAGCUUCUACGCCAGAUGGCUCAAGGCACCCUAACCCUCACCCUCAUCCCACGGUUACGGGCGCUGGUGAAUCGCAGAUUGCAGCGUCUGCUACCCCGUCUUUAGUCAUUCCCACGGCAACGGUCGGCACGCCCGUGGAGCACACUGCCGUCUCGCAGAGCAUCGGUUGCGAUCAGUCCAGCUCCCUGACUGACUCAAUCGCUUCCGCCGUGGAAACGCAUGUCUCCGGCUCUUCUGGAAAGCAUCCCCACCCUCACCCUCAGCCUUCUCGCCAGUCUGCCCCGAAAUCGCCUUCCGGCCCUGCCCAAGAGACGACUGCCCCUUCUCCGCCCUCUGGCGGCUCUCAGAUCGACAAAAGCGGCGCCUCUUCGGGCAACGUUGGCGAGACCAUCCAGCAGUCAGAGUCCUCCACCGCGACCUCUGGCACAACAGGUGACACUGCCUCUUCUGCCAAACAUCCUCACCCUGCCCCUCCCAAGCAAGGCGAGCAGCAGCAGCAGCAACAAGAAGACGAUUGCGGUGAAGAGAAGACGCAGCAGCAGCAGCAAGACAGUGAAGAGCAGCUCCCCUCUCCUUUCCAUGCCAAGGAGCAAGAAGGAGGCGGACGGGGCCACCCCCACCCCCAUCCAAUUCGCCCGAGUCAUGGACCUCACGGCUACGAGCCAAUGACCGCCAGUAAUUCAUCGCAGUCGCAGGACAACUCGAUCAAGGAGAUUGGCUCUACGGCGGAGUCGACCACCAAGGUGACGAAGGCUACUUCUCAGGGCAACGCCUCGAGUGGAGCAUCUUCCGCCGUUAUUGCCAAGGAAGCAUCGUCAUCUUCGGGCGACUGUAGCUGCAGCUCGUCCGGCUCGUCCACUGCCAAGAGCAUCGCCGCCGACCCGUCGUCGACGAGCGACUCUGGGGCUAGCAAGGCUCGAAGAAGCUGGCAGGGGAAGCCCGGACCGCUGCGUCUACGUUAAGUGAAUGUCACUGGUAGCGCCUCUCGCAUGCGCCUUCCCGCUGGGCGGAGAUGAUGUGUGUCGUCGACGGCUCGCACUGGUAUAUUACUUGAAGCUCUCAAGCCUUCUUUGCGAUGGCCAUUAUCCCCAAUGGCCACGCUACUCGGACCUUGUCGUCGCUCAAC
This is a messenger RNA of Jaminaea rosea, 1799 nucleotides long. RefSeq lists its product as hypothetical. Lineage: Eukaryota; Fungi; Basidiomycota; Exobasidiomycetes; Microstromatales. The coding region runs from base 415 to 1635 and encodes 406 amino acids. The transcript has a single exon. The record is from RefSeq and is a predicted model, not a curated record.